AUGAGGUACUUGGAGGGGUUCCUUCCCAUGAGCCGAUGUCCUCAAGCCCCUGCAGAGAAGCUGAAGCUGGGGAACAGUAUAGAUGCCUCCCUAGACCUCUGGUCCAGAAGUGAUGUUCAGACCUGCACUGACUGGGGAGCACCUGUGAUCUGGGAUGGGAUGUUUGACCCAGAUCAUUACGACCAGGAACACAGGAAAAACCACUCAUCUGUCUCUCUCACUGUAUUCGCUGUGGGCAGGUAUCUAGAUGCCUACCUGAAGGCAUUCCUUCUCUCUGCUGAGCGUCACUUUAUGGUGGCUUUACCUGUGACAUACUAUGUGUUCACGGACGUUCCCGAGAGGGUACCAGACAUCCAUCUUGGUCCUAGGCGUAGCCUGAAAGUUGUGAGGGUGCAGAGACAAUCUCGCUGGCAGGACAUCUCCAUGAUGCGUAUGAGGGCCAUCGCAGAUGCCAUCGAGUCACAGAUUCGUCACCACAGCCACUACGUCUUCUGCUUUGACGUGGACCAGGUGUUUGUGGGUCGGUUCGGCUCCGAGGCUCUGGGAGACUCUGUUGCUCUGCUCCACGCCUACUACUACCACCGACCACAGAGCCUGUACACCUAUGACCGCAACCCCAGGUCCAGGGCCUACAUGGAGACUGGGGACUUCUACUAUCAUGCUGCUGUGUUCGGAGGCUCGUGGCGAACUGUGAAGAAUAUGACGGAGACCUGUUACCAGGCCAUCAUGGAGGACAAGGAGAACCAGGUGGAGGCUCUGUGGCAUGACGAGAGUCACCUCAACAAGUACCUGUGGCUCCAUAAGCCCAGCAAAGUGCUGUCUCCAGAGUACUGCUGGGACAGGAACAUUGGCUACCGUGGUGACAUACAUGUGGCCCGCCUGCUCUGGUCAGAGAAGAAAUAUGACACACUCCGGGUUACAUAGUGAGUAAUCAGAACCUGUGUGCAAUAAUCUAAUGAGCAAAAGCCCCUGAAGCUUCAAACAUGGUCCACAGUACGGAGCUGUGAUAGUCUACAGCCCAAUGUGAUUUAUGCCCAUGCCUUGUUCAAAGCAAUGAGGCUUGUAAAUGUGUCACAAUGGGCUGUCAUACUAUUAGAACUGUGGAAUCUUUGGCUUGUGUGUUGAAACGGGAUGCUGCAAGAAGUGCGUUUCUUGGUUCUCCUGUGUCGCUUCCGUUGUCUGGCGGUAUUGUCUCUCCACCCACUGCUGUCUGUGGCUGGCUGGGAUUGAACAAAUGGGGAAAUAGACUAU
Molecule: messenger RNA, 1251 nt
Organism: Salvelinus namaycush (lake trout)
Lineage: Eukaryota; Metazoa; Chordata; Actinopteri; Salmoniformes; Salmonidae
Product: alpha-1,3-galactosyltransferase 2-like
Exons: 4
Coding region: 1-924 (307 amino acids)
Biological process (GO): carbohydrate metabolic process
Cellular component (GO): vesicle; membrane; Golgi apparatus
Molecular function (GO): hexosyltransferase activity
Source: RefSeq, a predicted model, not a curated record